UAUCUCUCCUUCCCUAUCUACUUUCUCCUUAUCUGUCUGUCUGUCUCUGCUUCUCUGUUCUGUCUUCAUCGGUUCAUUUAAUCUCUUCUCUGCCACUGUCGUUUUCUUUUUGCUGUUUUCUCUUCCCUCUGUUUACUUUGUCUGUUCUGUCUUUCUCACUCUUAUAUUAGUUCUGUCUUCCUCUGCACUCCUUUUUGCUUUGUCAUUAGUUUCUGUCUCCUCUCUUCUGUCGUCUUUCCUUUUCCUGUUUCACUAUUUGUGGACUUUAUCCUUCCUUCUUCACUGUGUUCUUUACCUACGCUGUAUCUUCCUCUCCCCUCUUUUUCCCUUAUCUUCUUAAUUCUCUCUCUCUGUUCUGAGUUAUGGGGAAGACAGAGUUGUACUCUGUGUAUAAGAGCUUUCUGGACUGUAUCUGCCUCUGCCUCUCUCGGAGCAGCAGUGAGGGGCCAGGGAAGAAUGAGAAGGCCCCUGACAAUGGUCACCUGGCCUACCAGAAUGGAGACGUUCUACAAGAGAGAUAUGAGGUUAUCAGUCUGUUGGGAGAGGGCACUUUUGGGAAGGUGGUGAGGUGUGUGGACCGGCGCAGGGCUGGGGCACGUGUAGCUCUGAAGAUCAUUAAGAACAUGGAGAAGUACAGACAAGCUGCUAAACUGGAGAUCAAUGUCCUGGAGAAAAUCAACAAGAAAGACCCACACAACAAACAUCAAUGUGUUCAGAUGCUGGACUGGUUUGACUACCAUGGUCAUGUGUGUAUCUCCAUGGAGCUGCUAGCCCUCAGCACUUUUGACUUCCUGAAGGAGAACAACUUCCUGCCGUACUGUAUGGAUCACAUCCGCCAGAUGGCCUACCAGAUCUGCUUCGCCGUCAACUUUCUCCAUAUCAACAAGCUGACCCACACUGACCUCAAACCUGAGAACAUCCUGUUUGUCAACUCUGACUACACCCUCACUUACAACGCUGAGAAGAAGCGGGAUGAGAGGAAAGUGAAGGAUACAACAGUAAGGCUGGUGGAUUUUGGCAGUGCCACGUUUGACCACGAACACCACAGCACCAUCAUAUCUACACGCCACUACCGUGCUCCUGAAGUUAUUCUGGAGCUGGGCUGGAGUCAUCCGUGUGAUGUCUGGAGUAUCGGCUGCAUCCUGUUUGAGUACUAUGAAGGCUUCACCCUAUAUCAGACCCAUGACAACCAGGAGCACCUGGCCAUGAUGGAGAGAGUACGGGGACCUCUCCCCUCUACGAUGAUCUGCAAGACCAGGAAGCAGAAGUAUUUUCACUGCAGGCGUCUGGACUGGAACGAUAACUCCAAGGCAGGACGAUACGUCAAAGACCACAUUAAACCUCUAUGGAGAUACCGGUUAUCAGAAGCUAAGGAGCAUCAUCAGUUCUUUGACCUGUUGGAGAAGAUGCUGGAGUACGAGCCCUCCAAACGCCUCUCUCUCUCCUCCGCCCUCCGCCAUCCCUUCUUCCUACCACUCCGUAGGGGCAGCAAGGCCUGGGAGAGCACCCGGAACAUCUGCCGAUGACCCCUGACAUUUAACCCUUGACAUGGAUGCGAGGAAGGACAGCCCAACCAUGUCAUACAACGUGCAGUUGUAAUGUGUCAGGAAGUUGUGCUUUGUGACAAAUUGGUGUCCGGAAUUCCUGUGCAUUAUGAGGGAAAUAGGAUAAUCUGACCUCAGUGUCUGGGGAAAAUGUAUCCUUCUCCACCUUUUAACAUAAAAAAUGGAAUGGAGAGAGAGUCUGUCACUUCCCUUUAGGGUUUGAUUCAGUGGAGGCUGCUGAGGGGAGGACAGGCUCAUAAUAAUGGCUGGUACGGAGUGAAUGGAAUGGCAUCAAACCAGGUGUUUGAUGUAUUUGAUACCAUUCCACUCAUUUCGCUCCAGCCAUUACCAAGAGUCCGUCUUCCCUAAUUAAGGUGCAACCAAUCUCCUGUGGUUUGAUUGGCAGUCUCCUUAUGCUGAUUGACAGCUUCGCUGCACAGUGGAGGCGGGCCUAGUGGCAGUGAAACAUGCAUUAUGUAUGUAGAGCACACUGUUUUAACUGCAGCAUAUUACACACACACACACACACACACACACACACACACACACACACACACACACACACACACACACACACACACACACACACACACUAUCACAGUUUUAUUUUUGUAACGCUGUAACUGGAGAUUGUUGUUGACACUUUUGUUUAUGAGUUGUAUAAACUGUUUAUUAAUCUAUAAUAAUGAUCUCUUCUACUGUUGCAUUUGCAUAGAUGGGCUCAUUGCUCGCUACAACACACACACACACAACGGUUUAUUUAUGGUGCUAUAAUAAUAUGAACCCUUCUACUGAUAUAUAUCCUACUAGCUGAAUCACACCAACACACCACCCUGUGCACCAUUUGGACCCUGGCCUCAGAAUUUGAUUGAGUGCCAGUUUAGUAGGGAGCAUGGUCAUAAGGCUAUAUACUGUAGGUAUGUGAGAGAGGGAGCGAGCAAGUGGAAGAGCGAGAGAGGGAGCGAGAGAGAGGAAGAGAAAGGGAGCGAGAGAGAGAGAAAAAGAGGGAGGGAGCGAGAGAGAGAGAGAGGAAGAGAGAGAGAGAGAAGAGAUAGUCUUAACGAGUUUUCUUUCUUCAGCCUUGGCAGUGCUGAGAGGUGGCUUUAAGGCAGUGUGUUGGUGUCUGUCUGUAUGAGACCCUUCUUCCAGAAUGGUGUGAGUUACUUGUAGGGCUGUUGCGGUUAUCCGAAUGUGUGUGAGUGCGUGUGUUUUCCCUUUUCUUGGCAGUGCUGAACGUAAGCUCAGUCUGAAAGUCAACGUACGGUGUUAAUGUGUGUAAAUCAGGUCUAACAUUAAAGUUGAGUGAGACCUCACCGGUCUCUAUCUGAGUGUAGAGAGAGACACUGACGGAGGAAGUGUGUGUGAGUCAGCGUGUGUGUGUGACCGAUUAUUAGUUGCAUGUUUGGACAGUCUUCUUUAUUCUCAUGUGUUUUGAGUGUGUGAAGCUCACAGGGGAAGCACAUGUGUGUUUCCCAUGUCUCUGUGUGUCUUGUCAGUGAGAGCCGUCUCAGACUGAGUCAUGCUAAUUCACACACACUAACAUUAGACAGCCCUGUUAUUGUACUGGUCUGAAAGGAAUGACCUUAGUACAUCCCUGACCUGUGUGUGUGUAUCAGAGAGAAAGAGGGAGAAACAGAGUGUGUGUGUGUGUAUCAGAGAGAAAGAGGGAGAAACAGAGGGUGUGUGUGUGUGUGUGUGUUUGUGUUCUGGUCAGACUGGCCGCCCUUCACAUGCCGGACACUGAUCCACAGUGGAAUCCCUUAAGUAGCGGAAUACGGGGAAUGGUUUCAAAUACAUUAAACACAUGGUUUCCAUGUGUUUGAUGCCAUUCCAUUUGUCUGUUCCAGCCAUUAUAAUGAGCCGUCCUCUCAGCAACCUCCACUGACAUACACACUUUACACCCUGCUAACCGUCCACCUUCCUCCUGGCUAUAAAUGGACUCACUACCACUCCUGACCUACUGGACUCUUUAAUGUCUUGCUGUCCCAUGUGUCCCUGUACUCUGUUUUACCCCCCCAGUCCCUC
Molecule: messenger RNA, 3569 nt
Organism: Salvelinus fontinalis (brook trout)
Lineage: Eukaryota; Metazoa; Chordata; Actinopteri; Salmoniformes; Salmonidae
Product: dual specificity protein kinase CLK2-like
Exons: 11
Coding region: 363-1526 (387 amino acids)
Biological process (GO): regulation of RNA splicing; protein phosphorylation
Cellular component (GO): nucleus
Molecular function (GO): ATP binding; protein tyrosine kinase activity
Source: RefSeq, a predicted model, not a curated record